Molecule: messenger RNA, 1696 nt
Organism: Aplosporella prunicola CBS 121167
Lineage: Eukaryota; Fungi; Ascomycota; Dothideomycetes; Botryosphaeriales; Aplosporellaceae
Exons: 1
Coding region: 20-1558 (512 amino acids)
Biological process (GO): transmembrane transport
Cellular component (GO): fungal-type vacuole membrane
Molecular function (GO): transmembrane transporter activity
Source: RefSeq, a predicted model, not a curated record
CAAAUCUGACAACUACACCAUGGAGCGGAUAAGCGCCGGAGCGGCGUGGCUUUCUUCUGAGCUCGGCUUCCAAACAGCCUUGCACGCUCCGCGAGAUGUGCAUAUUAUUUUUCUCACACGGUUCCUUCGCAUGUUUGCCUACGGCUCUGCGGCCCUGAUUUUGGCGCUGCAUUUCUCAGCCUUGGGCAUUUCCGAUACGCGCAUCGGCUUAUUUAUGACUCUGACGCUGCUCGGCGAUGUUGCUAUCAGCUUGCUGCUCACACUUGUGGCUGACGGGCUUGGCCGGAGGCGCAUCUUGCUUUUCGGUUGCGCGUGCAUGACGCUGUCCGGCCUCGUCUUCACCAUCUGGAGCAAUUAUUGGAUUCUCCUGCUGGCGGCAAUUAUUGGAGUAAUCAGCCCUUCGGGCAAUGAGAUCGGCCCAUUUCGCGCAGUGGAAGAGAGCACGUUGGCGCAUAUCGUGGCCGAGAAAGAGCGUAGCGACAUUUUCGCCUGGUAUGUCGUGCUGGGGACCAUCGGCACAGCGAGCGGCUUCGCCACUUGCGGAUGGAUGGUGGAACGAUUGCGCGUCAAGCAAUGGGACGAUGUUGAUGCUUAUCGGGCGGCAUUCUGCCUUUAUGCAGCUAUUGGGCUGAUCAAGGCAGGACUGACACUGCUCCUCAGCCCAGCAUGCGAAGCGCAGAUUGAGAAUAAGAAAGAUACAGAGGAAGUGGGGAGACAUGAUGAACAGCAAGAGUCGCUCCUGCAACACGGGGACAACGCAGAGGACGAGGACGAGUCCCCACCGCGGAGCGACCCGCCGCGACCAACGGCAACGAAAUCCAAAUACAAGCUCGCACAACUGUCCCCGGAAACCCGCUGGGUGCUCUUCAAGCUCUGCGCACUCUUUUUCGUCGACAGCCUCGCCUCAGGCAUGGUCCCUCACUCUCUGACAAACUUCUACAUGGACCGGAAAUUCCACCUCCCCAAAUCCAGUCUCGGAACCAUCAUGAGCGUCAUCAGCUUCUUCUCCAGCACCAGCACCAUUUUCGCCUCAGCCAUAGCCAAGCGCAUUGGUCUCGUCCGCACAAUGGCUUUUACGCACCUGCCAUCCGCCAUCUUCCUCAUGCUUUUCCCCGCGCCUUCCACUCUGUGGCUCAGUGUCGUUCUGCUGGCGGCGCGUGCGGCGCUCGCAAGCAUGGACCAGGCGCCGCGGUCCGCGUUCUUGAGCGCUGUCGUGCUGCCCGAGGAACGCACGGCGGUUAUGGGCAUCGUUAACGUAGUUAAGACGCUGAGCCAGAGCGGAGGGCCCAGCUUGACGGGCGUGCUGGCUGGAAAUGGCCGCUUCUGGGUCGCGUUUGUGAUGGCGGGUGCUAUGAAAACGUGCUAUGAUAUUGGCUUGUUGACGUUUUUCUUGGGCCAUGAUGUUAGUGGACGGAGUAAAGAUCGGCAAGAUGAGCAACAAGGCCAGGAAUUGCAGAGUCCGAGAAAUUCUGAUGUCAGCUUGGGGAGCUUGACCCCGCCGUCUGAAGAUUUGGAAGAGGUAGGAGGAAAGCCUGGUGGCGGCAAGGUUACCUUGUAGCUGCUGGGGCAAACGAAAUAGAGAAUCAAGCUAUCUAGAUUGUCAAUUAUGUCAAGAGAGCCAUUUACUGUUCCAAAGCAGGUUUACUCAUCGAAAAAAUCAGCGUAAGUGGAACAAGAGUUCGAUUUAAGAUAAAGG